Molecule: messenger RNA, 477 nt
Organism: Aureobasidium pullulans EXF-150
Lineage: Eukaryota; Fungi; Ascomycota; Dothideomycetes; Dothideales; Saccotheciaceae
Exons: 3
Coding region: 1-477 (158 amino acids)
Biological process (GO): reciprocal meiotic recombination
Cellular component (GO): synaptonemal complex
Molecular function (GO): ubiquitin protein ligase activity
Source: RefSeq, a predicted model, not a curated record
AUGGACUUGUCGCUGCGCUGCAACUCGCUCAAAUGUCGCCAGCGUUUGGCAGACAGAGCUGUUGUUACAACUUGCAGUCACAUCUUCUGUGUGCCGUGCUCGGAUGCCCUCGGUCUUUCAAGUUCGGCUAAUGGCAUUCGCAUGUGUCCUGCCUGCGAUGCCCAACUCGCGAAUCCAGACGACGCUGUGGUCACGCAACUCAACCCGACUGAAGACUACAAAACGAGUGUCCUUAGCGGUCUCAGCCCGACCAUCAUCAUGGAGUGCUGUAGUCGUGGUAUAUCGUUCUACCAGUACCAGGUGACGCAGGAGAUCAUGUAUCACGAUUACAUGGCCAAGAAUCUAGCGGACAGAUAUGCGAACCUCAACUCUCAGAUGGACAACGUCAUCAAAGACGCAAACUCGGAGAUCAGCGGUCUGAGAGACAAGCUGGAACGUGGGUUUGCCAAUGGUCUCAAAACAAGCUGCAAUCACUGA